Cyprinus carpio (common carp) is the source of this 1401-nucleotide messenger RNA. RefSeq lists its product as uncharacterized. The coding region runs from base 1 to 1401 and encodes 466 amino acids. NCBI's taxonomy places the organism in Eukaryota, Metazoa, Chordata, Actinopteri, Cypriniformes, Cyprinidae. Gene Ontology annotation, molecular function: nucleic acid binding. The transcript has 3 exons. The record is from RefSeq and is a predicted model, not a curated record.
AUGGAAGGAGCAGUAAGAGUAAGAAGAGUGAGAAUCAGAGGAGGCCGAGGAGGCCGAGGGAGAGGACGUGGAGGUGAAGAAGUUGGAGGAAGAGGACUUGGAGGUGAAGAAGCGAGAGGGUUAGAGGAAGUUAGAGGAAGAGGACAAGGAGGAGCAAGAAGAGGACGAGGAGGCCGAGGGAGAGGACGUGGAGGUGAAGAAGUUGGAGGAAGAGGACGUGGAGUUGAAGAAGCGAGAGGGUUAGAGGAAGUUAGAGGAAGAGGACAAGGAGGAGCAAGAAGAGGACGAGGAGGGGAAAGAGGAAGGGUAAGAAGAGUAAGAAAUAGAAUAACUGAUGACAUCAGAGCUACAAUUAUGGACCAUGUCAUCAACCAUGGGAUGACCCUGAGGGAAGCUGGCCAACGGGUUCACCCUAAUUUGAGCCGCUACACUGUGGCAAGCAUCAUUAGGACAUUUCGAAAUGAGAAUCGAAUUGCUAGACGUCCAGAUGUUGGGGGCAGAGGAAGAAUGUUCACUCCAGAGCAAGAGACCCAUAUAGUGAACAUGGUGAUUGCCAAUAAUGCAAUAAGACUGUGCGAAAUACAGCAGCGCAUAAUUGAUAAUGACACCAUCUUUCAAAAUAUACACAGUGUAAGCAUUUCUGCACUAAGUCGUGUACUUGCGCGCCACACAAUAAGAAUGAAGAAAAUUUACAGAGUUCCUUUCGAGAGAAACACAGAACGUGUAAAGCAACUGCGAUAUGACUAUGUGCAGAGAGUGAUGGAACUAGAAGCAGAUGCCAUGGGACAUGAGCUACUUUUUGUAGAUGAGGCCGGUUUUAACCUCAGUAAAACCAGGAGACGUGGCAGGAACAUUACUGGACACCGUGCCAUCAUCAAUGUCCCAGGACAACGUGGUGGUAACAUAACCAAAUGUGCAGCUAUAAGCCAAAAUGGUGUUCUUCACCAUCAUGCAACCAUAGGCCCAUACAACACUGCACACAUUAUUGCAUUCCUGGACACCUUACAUGACAUGCUCACUGUUCAGAGACCAGAGCAUACCCGAUAUGUCAUCAUAUGGGACAAUGUUAGUUUCCAUAGGGCUUCUUUGGUCCGCAACUGGUUUACAGACCACCCAUCCUUCAUGGCACUCAACCUCCCUCCAUACUCUCCAUUCUUAAAUCCCAUCGAGGAGUUCUUCUCUGCCUGGCGCUGGAAAGUGUACGACCGUCAUCCUCAUCAACAGGUAGCCCUUUUACAGGCAAUGGAGGAGGCAUGUGGAGAUAUUGACCAGGCAUCUUGUCAGGCCUGGAUACGCCAUUCAAGGAGAUAUUUCCCCCGGAGCCUUGGACUGGAGCAUAUUGCAUGCGAUGUGGACGAAAUUUUGUGGCCGGACCCAGAAAGACGACAUGAUGUAGGCUGA